AUGAUCUCCGCCGUGUCUUUUGGCGUUCGCGGCCUUCAGUUCGUCUUCGCCGUUACGAUCCUCGGCCUGUCUGUCGCCCUCAUCAAGGCGCAGAAGUACGGCGAUGCUCCGACGACGACAAAGUACAGCAGUUUCACCGGCGCCUUUGGCAUUAUCGUCUGCGCCGUGGGUGUGGCCAGGCUGUUCAUCGACUCCGUGCCCGACAUUGUCACGCUCGCGCUUGAUGGCAUACUGGGCGUGCUCUACCUCGGCGGCGGCAUCGCGUGGGCUGUCGGUCUCAAGGGCAUCCAGUGCACCAACAACGACGACUUGAACGCAGCCAACAUGCUCCUGAACCCCCUCAUCAACCAGGGCACGUUUACGUAUCCCAACGGCGCCAUAGAGUACGGCAUCAUCGACAGCACCGACACCAGGGACGGUGCGUGGAGCAAGCUGCAGUCGAGCUGCCAGAAGGGCUUUUCGGAUGAGAUUAUCCAGUUCAUCUCGUUCGCCAUCGCCAUCGCCCUGCUCGGCCUGGGCUAUUUGCGCAUGAGGAAAGGGGGCUCGGGCAGCAGCUACGUUGUCUAA
Messenger RNA from Lasiosphaeria miniovina, 567 nucleotides. Its product is annotated as marvel domain-containing protein. The record is from RefSeq and is a predicted model, not a curated record. NCBI's taxonomy places the organism in Eukaryota, Fungi, Ascomycota, Sordariomycetes, Sordariales, Lasiosphaeriaceae. Gene Ontology annotation, biological process: eisosome assembly; protein localization to plasma membrane. The coding region runs from base 1 to 567 and encodes 188 amino acids. Gene Ontology annotation, cellular component: eisosome; plasma membrane. The transcript is spliced from 2 exons.